AUGUAUCAUGCUAGGUUCCUUCUUUCUUGUGAGAUAUGCAGGACGUUACACGAAUGGGGACGCAAUCGAAAAGCCUUCACUACUCCCAUAUAUCUCUAUGAAGGCGGUUCUCGCUUUACUCUUCCUCCUGACAAUCCUCCUCCUCCAAAGACUGGCGAGUUGCAGCUGAUCCAUCUGGGGUACCCAUUAGGGUAUGAUCCUUUAAGGGACGAGUACAAGGUUCUCAGUGUUCGAACGAUGGUUGACAAGUCUAAAGAACAUCAUAUUAGCUCGAUAUACAAGAUUUUCACAGUCGGGACAAACUCAUGGAGAGAGAUUCGCACUGAUAUUCCUUCCAUCUUGCGCCCUCAUAAAUACUGCGUUUGUGUUUAUGUGUAA
Messenger RNA from Dovyalis caffra, 378 nucleotides. The record is from the annotation of a GenBank genome assembly. Lineage: Eukaryota; Viridiplantae; Streptophyta; Magnoliopsida; Malpighiales; Salicaceae.